AUGUCUCCAGGUCCUACUCUCCAACUUAAUAGUGGGUACAAGGUACCCCAAGUUGCCUUCGGGACAUUUGAGGCACCCCGAACUGAAGUGUAUAAUGCCGUAAAAGAAGCAUUUGAUGCCGGUUACCGUCAUAUUGACUGUGCGAUGUUGUACGCCAACGAGGAAGAAGUAGGCCAGGCCAUUGCUGAAUCUAUGAAGAAGCACAAUCUGAAACGCGAAGACAUCUUUGUCACUUCGAAACUCUGGUGUGAUCGACAUGAUCCCAAAGUCGUUCGAAAAUCUUGUGAAGAAUCGUUGAAAGCUCUCGGUCUCGAAUAUCUCGACCUCUAUCUCAUUCACUUCCCUUUUUCUUUCCAAGUCAAGGAAGGUGCUAAGUUUGAUUUUGUCGAUCCAAAUAAACUCAUUUUCGAGAAUCACAAACUUGAAGACACCUGGAGAGAAAUGGAAAAGUUGGUUCCUGCUGGAUUGGCAAAGUCUGUUGGUGUGUCUAACUUCAACAAACGCCAAAUUGAGCAUAUCAUUAAGCAUGGAACGAUGGUGCCAGCUGUCAAUCAGAUUGAAGUGCAUCUUCACUGGCUUAACACCAAAUUGAUUGAAUUCUGUCGAUCGAAAGGCAUUCAGGUUGAAGCUUAUGCUCCUUUCGGCUCUCCUGGAUUCAUCAAAGAAAAAUUUGAGUCACUCUUUGAACUGAAAGCUGUUGUUGAGAUCGCAAAUAAGCACAAAGUUACUCCUGCCCAAGUUCUCAUUCGUCAUGGUCUACAGAGAAAUAUGGUUGUCAUUGCCAAGAGUGUUACCCCAGAGAGAAUUCACAAAAACUUCGAUGUUUUGAGUUUCGAACUGACGAAGGAGGAGAUGGACAAGCUUAACCAUGCUGGUACAAGCAUUCGCCUGUUCAAGAUACCAGCCAUGGUCGAUCAUCCUGAAUAUCCCUUCCACGAUGAAUACUAA
Messenger RNA from Rodentolepis nana, 948 nucleotides. Lineage: Eukaryota; Metazoa; Platyhelminthes; Cestoda; Cyclophyllidea; Hymenolepididae. The record is from the annotation of a GenBank genome assembly.